Messenger RNA from Amoebophrya sp. A25, 980 nucleotides. Lineage: Eukaryota; Dinophyceae; Syndiniales; Amoebophryaceae. The record is from the annotation of a GenBank genome assembly.
GAAAAUGCUGAUUCAAUCUGAGGUUGCCAAAGCAUGCAGUCGCAAAGCAUCAUGCAUAGGGGCUGGACUUUCUACUUCAUUUUCUUCUGGAGAUACCGCACAAGGACAAGGUCUACGUCAUCAAGGAAGUAUAUCUGAAGCAGAAAGACUAGGAGGACCUUUAGGACAAGGGGCUACAACAGCUAGUGCGGAAAUGACAGAUUCACAAGAACCUGAUGACUUGAGCCCGCCUGGCCUUCUUGACGCGGGUGGUCAGACGCGAAGCGCAACAACUAUCAACUCGGUGGAAGGGGAUGAGAUUGAGGACAUGAAUCCUGUAGGGCAUGGUGGGAUGGAAGUGGACCAAGACGAAGGAAACGCGGCUAGGCAAGGUGGCCGCGAUGGCUUAGUCCCUGAGCAACAGCAUCUUCAAAGCAGCAUACCCGAAACGCAACUUGGCGCCAGUACUACUGACUACGAAGCUCUUCACCAAGAUGCUUGGCUCCGCCCUCCUCCAAAUUCGACCAUGUUGAAUACUCUACUGCCUCUAGCAGUUUUGCCUUCUUCCAGACAUUCCGUCGGAUCAUCUACGGUGCAAAAUCAGAUUCCAGGGGAUAUUUCGACCUUUGCCAGACAACGCAGUCCGCCAGAUGAUGCGAUGAUAUCACAGUUAAGGAUGAUCGGCAUCGGUGGAGCAGUGUUUGAGUAACAGCACCAAAGACUUCUUCAUCUACAACAGGAGCAGGACUCCAACAACAAAAGUCCAUGAUCUACAAUUAUGGGGACUUUUCGUUCUCUAGAUUUAAUGCAUAACUUUCUAGCUUUUCUAACACCCUUUCUUGCCACAUCUGCCCUUCAACUUGCUCUCCCAUCCCCCAACUCGCUCUCCGGCAGGAGUCUGGCCUUUGUAGCUCGCACGGCUGCUUUAGGACUGCAAUGCGGACAUCACACACUACAGAGGGUCUUGCCCAGGCUCUACGGCAAUGCUGUGGUAGGCAGCG